CGGAGGACAAAGUUGAAAUGGUUUAAUUUUUUGUUCUGGUUAGUGUUUUUUUUAAGUUUAUUUUCUACAGGAUGGGGUUACUGACCUCAUGCUCAACCCUCCUCCUUUGUGUGGGCUUGAAACUGGCAAUAACUCUAGAAUAGUUAUAAUAUGAAUUUUUUAUGAUCACAGAGUAAAAAAUAAUAGCUUUAUAUGUAUAGAAUGUUCAAGUUUUUCUACGUAAACUGUAUAUAACAUACAAAUCAACCCUAAUCCUAAAGCCUUACCAGGAAUAAUUUUGUGAUUCGUAACAUCUCUACAUUUUAAUGAGGCUAUGAAACAAUGGAUGAUAGAUAAAUUGAAAAAGUGAUUAGGAAUAAAUAUUCUUGAUAAAAAGUAAUUAUAUUUCUCUUUAUAUCAGUUGUAUAAAAAGAUUUUACUCGUCAACAAGAGUUUGAUUGAUUUAUGACAAUUCAACUGGUUGAAAUCAUGAGUUAUUUGAAGCUAGACCACCAUGGAAAUCCUGGAAGCACUGGACGGCCGUUUCGUCCUAGUAUGCGAUUCCUCAGUAGUGCGCACCCACGAUCCCGCACCCCGCGAGAUCCGAACCCAGGACCUAUCAGUCUCGCGCCAGGC
Messenger RNA from Schistosoma bovis, 615 nucleotides. NCBI's taxonomy places the organism in Eukaryota, Metazoa, Platyhelminthes, Trematoda, Strigeidida, Schistosomatidae. The record is from the annotation of a GenBank genome assembly.